Molecule: messenger RNA, 1080 nt
Organism: Spodoptera exigua (beet armyworm)
Lineage: Eukaryota; Metazoa; Arthropoda; Insecta; Lepidoptera; Noctuidae
Source: the annotation of a GenBank genome assembly
AUGUCGACAUGUCCUAGUUAUGAUCCAGACAAAGUAUUCCAACGAUUCAAAGUGGUGGAGUUCCCGCCAUCAUUUGUUGGACUUUCCACGACACGGUUGUUGGACGUAGAAAUUGAUCUUAAUAAAUCGGCAUAUCUUAAAACAAUGUGCGAAGGCCGCCUGAUGAAAUUUGAAGAUGCACGCGAAUUAUCUGGCAAUCAUAGAGCUUAUAACUUAGAACUCAAUGAUGAAAGAACUGUUAAAGUUACAUUUAUGCCUAAUAACGACUGUAUUGCAAAAGCGAAACAUCAAACCCAAUUAGGUUCACAUGUGUUUGAGUUGUAUAUCACAGAUGUGGAACCAUCAAUUCCAGUAAGUUUUGAAGAAACCUCUAAGCCCAAGUUUUUUAUUCGUCGACUAAACCUAAUUGAAAAAGAGAUAACUUUGAAUGGCACACCAAAGGAGCAAGCGCAAGAUUCCGGUGAUCACAAGUUAUAUUUGCAAAUGACGUGUCUCAGUGUCCAAGUGGGGAAUACAUGGAUUUGGUUCACGAGUGACGUGGGACAAUUUUUCAUAAGAGUAACGACGCAACCUCGCUGGGAUAUACCUAUAGACAGCUUGCAAGCUAAAGUGCAGACGUGGCCGAUGGAUCCCUGCAGCUGCGGAGAGGCAUGCGAGUGCUAUAGAACUACCAUCCUAAUGAUACCCCAUCGUGUCGACCUCAUGCUUAGAGCUAUGCGGCAUGCUCUUCUAGAACAUGCUUCCAGUACUAUGAUUCAAAUAUUUGAUCAAUUAAUCGAUACGGAAACUGGUAAAAUUAUCCUAACAAUGUUGUUGGAGGAGGGCGGAACUAACAUGAGUGACGUGAAUCAUAUUCUUCGCAGCAGCAAUACAUACAGGAUCACGUCGCGUGCUCUGAUGCCGCGCAUUGAACGCGUCACAUUGCAACACCACACGAAUGCUAUACUGGCAUUACCAGUUACUCUUCCAGCAAGUGAUAAGUUUGAGAAAUACUCAAUUUCAUUUACUUCAGAGUGUGGCGCAGAUAUUCGCACAUAUAGGAUAUUCUUUAUAGAAUCCACUGGCAAUGUGAGCGAGUAA